Messenger RNA from Topomyia yanbarensis, 1495 nucleotides. RefSeq names its product homeobox protein ceh-33 (gene Six4). Gene Ontology annotation, molecular function: DNA-binding transcription factor activity, RNA polymerase II-specific; RNA polymerase II cis-regulatory region sequence-specific DNA binding. The record is from RefSeq and is a predicted model, not a curated record. Bases 186 to 1289 code for a protein of 367 amino acids. Gene Ontology annotation, biological process: regulation of transcription by RNA polymerase II. Gene Ontology annotation, cellular component: transcription regulator complex; nucleus. The transcript has 4 exons. NCBI's taxonomy places the organism in Eukaryota, Metazoa, Arthropoda, Insecta, Diptera, Culicidae.
GUUCAGCAGGGAUUGGGUAGCCAGAAGUUUUAGGCGUGAGGGAGAGAAAAGUGAAAAUUUAUGAAUGAAGGUGUCUUCUGGAACCAUUCAGUUUGACUUCAAUAUCCGAAUAAUUCAGAUGUAUACGCCGGAUUCGGGAAAGUGCACAACUCAAAGGAUUUAAUCACCUCAUUGUGAAACAGUGGAUGUGGAAUAUUUGGCUGGUACACAUAGUGCAUUGGAUUCUUAUUUUAAAUACUUUUUCUGAAAAACUACAAAUGGAUACUACAGUAUUAUCACCGUUGGCUGAUUUAGAUUCUAACUCUGGUGGAUCGGAUGCCGUGAACUCAUCGUUGAAUCAUUUGAACCUGUAUGCGCCGCAAAAUGGUUAUAGAGAUCCUGGGAAUGCAAUAAAAACGUUGUUUUUCUCGGACAAGCUGCAAGAGUUCACCGACAAGGAGUAUGAACGAAAAUAUAGUGAAAAUGUAUACCACAUAAAAGUACAAACACAACCGGAUGUUGGUUACUAUACAGGAAAAUUGCCAUCUGAUCUCCAGCCUGAUGCGAGGGAAAACGAUAAUAGUGCAGCUUUUAUGCAAAGCGUUCAAUGUUCAACGAAUAAUAAUGAUUUAGAGCGAAAGUUCUUAAGCUUCAGCGGUGAUCAGAUACAGUGUAUGUGUGAGGCACUGCAACAACAGGGUGACAUAGAAAAGCUUGCUUCCUUUUUAUGGAGUAUUCCCCAGCAUGAGAUGAUCGUCACCAAUGAAAGCUUACUGCGGGCUAAAUGUAUGGUAGCAUACCAUCAGGAAUCAUUUCAUGAACUAUAUGCAUUGUUAGAAUCGCAUUUAUAUUCUUCAAAACACCACACGGCUUUACAGAAUUUAUGGUUCAAGGCCCAUUACCGAGAGGCCGAAAAGGUCAGAGGAAGACCUCUUGGCGCUGUUGACAAGUACAGAUUGCGCAAAAAGUAUCCUCUACCAAAAACAAUCUGGGACGGAGAAGAAACAGUGUAUUGCUUUAAAGAAAAGAGUCGCAAUGCCCUUAAAGAUUGCUAUACUAGGAAUCGAUACCCAACGCCAGAUGAGAAGAAAACACUUGCCAAGAAAACAGGGCUCACGCUGACACAAGUGUCCAACUGGUUUAAAAAUCGGAGACAACGAGAUAGGACACCACAAGCAAGGCCAGAUAUGAUGAUGCCCAUACUUCCAGUUACAGCGGCUCAAAUGGAUGGAAACUACCAAAGAUUAUUCAAUGUUUCCAAUUAUGGGGGACAUGCGUAUCAUACAAGUGAUAUGUAUGCGGUACAAUAGAAAAGAUUACCAGUGUAACUGCUCAGAAAGAGUGUGGAAUUGUGUCGAUCGCUGUUAAUUUUUUUUAAUUUUACAGCUUGCGGGAUAAGCAACAUAAAAAACUAAACACAAAGAGAAAUUGUGAUAGGCUGUCGUUUAGGUUUAUUAGUUAUUAACCUUUGCCAAUGUAAAUAGUAAAUAAUUUAAGAAAGAAAAUAAAUCGUCUU